UCUCCACUCGGUAAUUGACUUGGUCCUGGUCGCCCGUUAUUUCUUUCUUCGUUUCCUACGCAAUGAGCGUUUCAGAUUUUGAUUUGCAGAGUUGGUCCAACAGUCAACUCACCGUAUCUCUCACUCAACCCCUGAUACGGAAGCCAGUGUCAGAAUUUGUUCGUUAAAAACUCGAAACUAAACGAAAACAAAAGAAACACCCGACCAUCUUAUGUUUUUGAUCGCGCGCUCUCUUUCUCUCUCUCUCCCUCCCUCUCAAUUUUAUACAGUGAAUUGAAUUGAUCAUCGGAAAAUAAAGGAAGUCGGUGGUGAUAGUGACUUGUGAGAGAUGUUGAGGAAGUGUUGGAGGCAACUGGAGAGAGUGUUGGGAAGGGGAGGCGGAGAUGAGCUGCUGUGGCACAUGGACUUGAAGCCUCAUCCGUGUGGGGACUUGUCCAUAGCCGUUGUUCAAGCCAAUUCUUCUCUAGAAGACCAAAGUCAAGUCUUGACUUGUCCCUCCGCUACCUUCGUCGGCGUCUUCGACGGCCACGGCGGCCCUGAGGCCUCUCGCUUCCUCAACAGUCACCUCUUCCCCCGUCUCCAAAAACUCGCUUCGGAGCAAGGCGGAUUGUCUACGGAUAUAAUUAAGAAGGCAUUCGAUGACACUGAAGAGCAAUUCUUGCAUUUGGUGAAGCGAUCUUGGCCUGCUCGACCGCAGAUUGCUUUGGUCGGAUCGUGUUGUCUUGUUGGAGUAAUUUCUAAUGAUGUGUUGUAUGUGGCCAAUCUUGGGGACUCGAGGGCGGUUCUUGGCCGGAGAGUCUCCAGAGGGGGGAAGAACAUGAUAGUGGCAGAACGAUUAUCCACUGAUCAUAAUGUUGGAGAUGAAGAGGUGAGGAAGGAGGUUGAAGCACUCCAUCCAGAUGAUGCGCAUAUAGUUGUAAAUAAUCGUGGAGUUUGGCGGAUUAAGGGUAUAAUUCAGGUGUCCAGAUCUAUUGGAGACAUAUAUUUGAAGAAACCUGAGUUUAACAGAGAUCCCCUCUUCCAGCAGUUUGGAUAUCCCAUUCCACUGAAACGACCUGUAAUGACUGCAGAACCCUCAAUUCAAGUGAGGAAGUUAAUAGCAGAGGACUUAUUUUUGAUAUUUGCAUCAGAUGGCCUUUGGGAGCAAUUGAGUGAUGAAGCAGUUGUGGAUAUCGUCCACAAAAACCCAAGAGUUGGAAUAGCCAAGCGAUUGGUCACAGCUGCUCUUCAGGAGGCAGCAAAGAAAAACGAGAUUAAAUACGAUGAACUGAAAAAGACAAGUAAAGGGUUGAGGCGUCACUUCCAUGAUGACAUCACUGUUAUUGUGAUGUAUCUAGAUCACCUCCACGGAUCAGCUGGUGGUAGUAGAUUCAAGGAAAGCUCUGUUGACUGCAUCAGUGCUCCGGUUGAUAUCUACUCUCUCAAUGUGGAUGAAGCAGAAGACCCACUUUAUAUGGAUUCCUGAAACAAACAAGCUCACCCAAAGGUACAUGAUGGAUUUGCUUGUGAAUAGAACCAAUAAUCUAUGAUAGAGCGUAUUUAUACAAUAGGUGCAUCAAGCGCACAAUGGAUAGAUAGUUUAUAUUAUGAAAAAACAGCCAUGUACAUAAUGGAGCCUCUAGGAGGGAUGCCAGAGAUGCAAUUUGCUGAGGAGUACUUAAGACUCAGGUUCUGGCCCGCAUUCUACUUGGUUGCUUUGGUUGAGUUCCUUCUGUAUUAGUUUUCAAUGAUGGUUUGGAUUGGCUAGAUGGAUUUGGUAUGGCAGGCUCCCGGAAGUACAAAUGUCAUAAGGUUUGAGUCUCCAUUUUGCAUUUUCAUUUUUGCUCUUUUAAUGGAAUAUGGCAUACGGAAUUUUUCUCAUAUUUAAGGCUGUUCAAUUGGAGUAUCGAUCAUUUAUUA
Molecule: messenger RNA, 1899 nt
Organism: Vitis riparia (riverbank grape)
Lineage: Eukaryota; Viridiplantae; Streptophyta; Magnoliopsida; Vitales; Vitaceae
Product: probable protein phosphatase 2C 63
Exons: 4
Coding region: 329-1465 (378 amino acids)
Biological process (GO): protein dephosphorylation
Molecular function (GO): protein serine/threonine phosphatase activity; cation binding
Source: RefSeq, a predicted model, not a curated record